AUGCGGCUCACCCGCUGCCAGGCCGCCCUGGCGGCCGCCAUCACCGCCAACCUCCUGGUCCUCUUCUACGUCUCGUGGCUGCAGCAACAGCCCCGGAGCGCCCGGACCCGGGGCCCCCGCCGCGGAGCCGCCGCCGCCGCCGGCCCCCAGGUCACCGUCCUGGUGCGCGAGUUCGAGGCCUUCGACCACGCGGUGCCCGAGCUGGUGGACUCCUUCCUGCAGCAGGACCCGGCCCAGCCCGUGGUGGUGGCCGCGGACGCGCUGCCCUACCCGCCGCUGGCCCUGCCCCGCCUGCCCAACGUGCGCCUGGCGCUGCUGCAGCCCGCCCUGGACCGGCCCGCCGCCGCCUCGCGCCCCGAGACCUACGUGGCCACCGAGUUCGUGGCGCUGGUGCCCGACGGGGCGAGGGCCGAGGGCCCGGGCCGGCUGGAGCGCAUGGCGGAGGCGCUGCGGGCCGAGGCGCUGCGGCCGGGGGGUGCCCGCCUGGUGGCCGCCCCGGUGGCCUCGGCCACCCCGGCGCGCUGCCUGGCGCUGAACGUCAGCCUGCGGGAGUGGACGGCGCGCUACGGGCCCGCGCCCCCCUCCGCGCCGCCGCGCUGCGACGCCCUGGACGGGGACGCGGUGGUGCUCCUCCGGGCCCGCGACCUCUUCAACCUGUCGGCGCCGCUGGCCCGGCCCGUGGGCACCGGCCUCUUCCUGCAGGCGGCGCUGCGCGGCUGGGCGGUGCGGCUGCUGCUGGACGUGACCUUCCCGGCGGCGCGCCAGCCCCCGCUCGCCACGGCGCACGCGCGCUGGAAGGCGGAGCGCGAGGGCCGCGCGCGGCGGGCGGCGCUGCUGCGGGCGCUGGGCAUCCGCCUGGUGAGCUGGGGCGGCGGGCGCCUCGAGUGGUUCGGCUGCGGCAAGGACACGCCGCGCUGCUUCGGGACGGUGGCGGGCGACACGCCGUCCUACCUGUACGAGGGCCGCUGGACGCCGCCCUGCUGCCUGCGCGCGCUGCGCGAGACGGCGCGCCACGUGGUGGGCGUGCUGGAGGCGGCGGGCGUGCGCUACUGGCUGGAGGGCGGCUCGCUGCUGGGCGCGGCCCGCCACGGCGACAUCAUCCCCUGGGACUACGACGUGGACCUGGGCAUCUACCUGGAGGACGUGGGCAACUGCGAGCAGCUGCGGGGCGCCGAGGCGGGCUCCGUGGUGGACGAGCGCGGCUUCGUGUGGGAGAAGGCCGUGGAGGGCGACUUCUUCCGCGUGCAGUUCAGCGAGAGCAACCACCUGCACGUGGACCUGUGGCCCUUCUACCCGCGCGACGGCGUCAUGACCAAGGACACGUGGCUGGACCACCGGCAGGACGUGGAGUUCCCCGAGCACUUCCUGCGGCCGCUCGUGCCCCUGCGCUUCGCCGGCUUCGUGGCGCAGGCGCCCAACAACUACCGCCGCUUCCUGGAGCUCAAGUUCGGCCCCGGCGUCAUCGAGAACCCCGAGUACCCCAACCCGGCCCUCCUGAGCUUGGCGGGAAGCAGCUGA
Messenger RNA from Pipistrellus nathusii (Nathusius's pipistrelle), 1518 nucleotides. The record is from the annotation of a GenBank genome assembly. Lineage: Eukaryota; Metazoa; Chordata; Mammalia; Chiroptera; Vespertilionidae.